CCCCUCUCCGCUCCGGGCCUUGGUACGCCCCAGGGGACAGAUGUCUCGGGGUCUUUCACAUGUGGGAUGCUGCGGAUGCCGAAGUUAAAUGAAACACCUCCGGGGAGGGGCGGCCGCGAGCAGGCGCGGGGGGCGGAGAGCCGGCCGGGGCGCGCAGGUCCCGAGGCUGCGACGCGCGCGGGGGGCGCGGGAGCUCCCGGGGACAGCUGGGGAGACUCCAGGCCACCUGCACGUCCUGGCCCCGGCUGGGAAGGGUGUCGGCCGCUCCUCCUCCGUGCCGCCUCCUCCCAGAAGUCCACCAUGGACAGCAAGGAUGAGGUCAGCGACACGGACAGCGGCAUCAUCCUGCAGUCGGGCCCCGACAGCCCUGUGUCCCCCGCGAAGGAGCUGACGCACGCGGUGCGCAAGCAGCAGAGGGCCCUGGAGGAGCGGCUGGAGGCCUGCCUGGAGGAGCUGAGGAGGCUCUGCCUGCGGGAGGCGGAGCUGACGGGCGUCCUGCCAGCAGACUAUCCCCUCAAACCCGGGGAGAAGGCCCCCAAGGUCCGCCGCAGGAUCGGAGCCGCUUAUAAACUGGACGCGUGGGCCUUGCACAGAGAGGACCCGCUGAGCAGCCUGGAGCGGGAGCUGGCCCUGCAGCUGCAGAUCGCCGAGGCGGCGCGGCGCCUGUGCCAGGAGGGCAACCUGGGCCGCCAGGCGCGCCGGCAGCGGAAGCACGCGGUGCAGCAGGAGGAGAAGAAGCUGCGGGAGCUGCAGCGCUGCCUGGGCGAGCGGCGGCGAGGCAGCGGGGCCCUUCCCGCCCCGGCCCCUGGCCCAGGAAACAACCCAUCCCUCCCUCGAAAUCCACGCCCUCCUGGAGACCUCCUGGACAGAGGCGCCCCCAGGCUGGCCUCAGCUUAUCUCAGAGAGCUCAGCGCCUCGGAUGACAGCUCCCUGUCGGACGGGCUGCUCCGUGAGGAAGAGGCAUCUCAGGUGCCAAAACCUGCCCCAGAGUCCCCAGAUCCGCCUUCCCGGCCUCUCCCGCCCCAGAGCCUCGAGGGGCUGCAGCCAGCAGGCCCUGAGACGGGGGGCCUGGAGCGGGCCCCCAUCCAGAACAGCCCCUGGAAGGAGACAAGCCUGGACCACCCCUACGAGAAGCCCAGGAAGUCUUCUGAGGCCGGAAGCGAGUCCAGCAGCCCGGCCAGCACCCCGCAGGAUGGGCCCAGCGCCUCCAGCCUGUGGCUGCUGGAGCCCCCCUCCUACUACGUGGUCCCCGUCCGCAGUGUUCCCGGGCAGCAGCAGGGCCGCACCAGCGCCCCAGCCACCCCCGACAUGCCGGGCAGGAGGGGCCAGUCACAGCCCCGGAGGACCGACCCCUCCCGCGCGGGCCCCGAGGGCCGGGGGCGCAGCGCCUUCCCGCGGCGCCGCCCCACCUACUACACGGUGACGGCGCCGGAGCCCUGCUGCGCCCGCCCCGCGCCCCGCCCCGCCUGCCACCCGUGCUCCGAGGACAGCGGCUCCGACGCCUCCAGCCUGUCGCACCCCACGCCGCCCGGCAGCGGCAGCCCCGACAUCGCCAUCGCCUUCCUGCGGCCCCUGGCCCCGCCCGCGCCGCCCCGCGGCCCCGCCGGCCCCCGGCCCCGGCCGCCCCCCGCCUGCCUGCGGGCCGCGCGCUGCGUGGCGCUGGCCGAGGGCCGCCCGCCGCCCGGGCCCCGGGGCGACUGGGCCGAGUGGGGCCCGGGCCGCGGCGAGGACGCGGCCGCCCCGCGCCGGCCGCCCGCCCACGGCCGCGUGGCCCGGACACCCUCGCUGCGCGACAGCCCCGCGGGCCGCGGGCUCAGCAAGGCGGCCGUGUCCGAGGAGCUCAGGUCGUGGCACGAGCGGGCCCGGCUCCGGAGCGCGCGCCCCCACUCGCUGGACCGCCAGGGCGCCUUCCGCGUGCGCAGCCUGCCGCCCGGCGCCGAGGCCUUCGCGCGCGCGGCCCCCCGCGCACAGGUGCCCCCUGUGUGUGUGCUCCGGAGAUCGCCUGAAGGGGCUCCCGUGCAAGUGUUCAUACCUGAGAACGGAGAGGUCAUCAGUCAGGUGUAAGCCUGGGCUCUGGACGCGGCUGGCUGAAGAAAAGACUUUCCCAGCAGGGCUGAGACCGCCCACCCUUGAAGCCCUCUUCAGCUCCCCUCCCCCAUCGCAGGUCGAUGACCUGGAGCUGAGACUUUUUUUUUUUAAUACCAUUUUUUGUUCAGAAACCCUGGCCUGAGGAUUUAUAUUUGUGCUAUGUCCCCAAGAUCCCUGUAAUAUGACGAUGUCUUAUUCCCCGAAGACUGGCCUGCUGGACUCGAGGCCUUGCCUCUGACCAAUGGCAUCUGUCUCCAUGUGCAAGACGCGUGGCAGGAGAAGCCCGGCGGGCGUCUCCAACGCUCGGCCCCCCGGUUCUGAGAACUUCCCCAGAGGACAGCCCCUGGCCCUCCUGCCCCACUGCCGAUGGGGGCUGCACCUCCGUCCCCCGCCUCCCAGCUCUCGGGCCACAGGAGUGCCCGGGCUGGGGCACAUUCUCCCCUCUAUAAUGUGCUCUGUGAUGCACGCACCGAGGGUUAGGUUAAAGGUCAGUGUGGCCUGGCGGAGUCUUGUCUUGCUGGGCCCUGCUCUUUUCCUGACCCCGAGACUCCCCUGUAGGGGCCCUGGUCACUAUGUGCGCCCUCGUCCUAGGGCUCCCAGCAUCGACCCAGACUCAGGAGCUUUGGGUUGGAGGCCUCUCUAGAGCAGAGCAUCAGGAGGCCCUGGCCGGGAGCGGACCACCUUCUCUGGGCCUCGUGAGGACUUGCAGGCCCCCCGCUCCCUCUGACAUCCUCAUCGUCCUAAAAACCAACACUUUAUAUGUGUUUUUGGAAGGGCGCUCCUUGUGGCAUGUUCCCGUGGGCAGCGGGUGUCAUUGCUCCUCCUCCCGGUUGUGCGUCUGCCCUGAGACCGGGUUUCCUUGAAGGAGGGCGAGGCCUUAUUUUUACAGACGUGGGGACACGCGCCCUGCAGGGUGUUCAUGAAUCGUCCCAGCGCUGAAACUUGAGGCCUGGAAGUUGGCCAUGCUAAGACCGUCCGUGGUCCCGGCUCCCGGCGUAGGGCCUUUGCUGCCGGGUCAGAUCCCGGAAUACCGAGCCUGCUCCAGGGAGAGAGCCCCCGAGCUGAGGCCGGAAGGGGCCGGGCGUGGCGCGCGCUGAUUUUGCCCACGCGGCCGUCCUCUGUGGGACCAGGGCUACCCAGACAGCUCCAGGCUCCAAGAAGUUUGAGGUCCGACCUCGACAAGGCACAGUUCUCCCACUGCCCCGGGGCCGGGGGUCGGGAGGAGGGCGGGCCUGAGGGGACGCCUGCAUCCCUGUGCUCUUCCUGGCCGGCAGCGCCCCAGCUCUGCGUCCACCUGCCCCAGCGUGUUGACUCUGGAAGCUGUUCCCUCGCAGUCUGUGUCUGAGGCCGUUGUCCCUGUGCACAGCCACUGCCCCCCCCCAGACCCUGUCCUCCCGGAGCGCGGGGCUCCUCGGCCUGCACCCCACACGCCUGCGAGUCCUUCACGUUAAGUUAUUGGUCCUGUGUGGCGCCUGGUGCACCCGAGAAGCGGCUGUGGGGCUGGAGCCGUGGGCCUUCCGUGCCAAAUACUCCAAUAAAGUCUGUCUUUGUGAGGCCGGGCUGCUGAGGAAGGUGCUUUAGCGCUGACCUUCCCGAGCAGGGGGUCUGGCCGGGGUGCUCUGGCCAGGGCCCUGGGAGGAGCUCUCCGCAUCCCGGGCAGGAUGGAAGCGGGCGUCAAAGGUCCUUGGCUCCCCCGCCCCCGGGGCCCAGGGAGCUGGGCGCUGGGGGUCGUUCCCCGAGAAGGGCCCGGGACCGCCGCAGCCCGUGGGGUCUCCUCCGCGCCGUCCUCGGCGGAGGAGCAGCCCGGCUUCUCCAGAGCCGGACGGGGGUUCCGCGGGGCGGGGCCAGGAGCGGGGCGGGGCCGAGGGCCGCCUCCGCGCCGCCUGCAGGGGCCGCUGUGGGGCCCGGCGCGCGGCGCCCCCUGGAG
Messenger RNA from Hippopotamus amphibius kiboko, 4015 nucleotides. RefSeq names its product innate immunity activator (gene INAVA). NCBI's taxonomy places the organism in Eukaryota, Metazoa, Chordata, Mammalia, Artiodactyla, Hippopotamidae. The record is from RefSeq and is a predicted model, not a curated record. Gene Ontology annotation, biological process: positive regulation of protein ubiquitination; adherens junction maintenance.